AUGUACAAAUCAUCAUCAGUAAAACAAAUUAAAGACAGGCUGUCUGCAAAACUUUCAAAACUGCUUUCUAUGUCAGAUGGCGACAUAGAAAAUAUUACAAUAAGGAAUGAGUUAAAAAAGGUUAGAAGUAUCGAAAUGAAGCUAGCACGACCUACAUGCUAUCAAGGGAAACAGGCGGGAUCACUGGAUCCGAGAUCACAAAUUACAGGAGAGCUGUCGUCCGACGAAGAUGAGACACUGUCUGCGGGUCCAUCAAAGUAUGUACCUUGUACUUCUAAAUCAACCAGUGCGAAUGCCCAAUUUGCGUCUGCACCUGUCCCCUCUAGUCCUGGUCCUUCAGCAUCUUUCCGAUCUUUGCCUGUGUCUUCUGUUGGUUCUUCAACUCGACCAUCUACUCCAAUGUCUCGCCCUGCAUCUCUUCCAUCUAGCUCUUCCUCCAACCAUCCAACAUCCAAUUCUUCAACAAAGACCAAGACCAAAGCUACCAAAAGGUCACUUCUUAGUGUAAUGCGUGAAAAUCAGGAAGCUUACAAUAAGUGCAUUACCACAAAAAUCCCAAAACUUCUCAAGGCCCUUGGAGUUAACUCAGAUGAGACAGAAUCUGAUUGA
Messenger RNA from Saccostrea cuccullata (small rock oyster), 609 nucleotides. RefSeq lists its product as uncharacterized. The record is from RefSeq and is a predicted model, not a curated record. The transcript has 2 exons. Lineage: Eukaryota; Metazoa; Mollusca; Bivalvia; Ostreida; Ostreidae. The coding region runs from base 1 to 609 and encodes 202 amino acids.